Alosa sapidissima (American shad) is the source of this 1254-nucleotide messenger RNA. It is a transcript of the gene dtnbp1b, whose product is annotated as dystrobrevin binding protein 1b. Gene Ontology annotation, biological process: platelet dense granule organization; anterograde synaptic vesicle transport; neuron projection development. Lineage: Eukaryota; Metazoa; Chordata; Actinopteri; Clupeiformes; Clupeidae. The record is from RefSeq and is a predicted model, not a curated record. Gene Ontology annotation, cellular component: cytoplasm; synaptic vesicle membrane; plasma membrane. The transcript has 5 exons. Bases 340 to 1020 code for a protein of 226 amino acids.
UGUGGGGUAAGCUUUGUCUGUUUAUGUGUGCAGGAGCAUGUAUGACUGUGUCUGGGUUUGUCUGAUGGAGCGUGUGUGAGAGAGCGCGUGUGUGAGAGAGUGUGUGUGUGUGAGAGAGCGUGUGUGUAUGCGGCACGAGUGUAUGUAGCUCCGGUUGUCUGAUUGCUGGCGGGAGGACUGGUGGGUGGGCUGCUCUGUGAACAGGACCCCUUCCGUGCAACACACACACACACACACACACACACACGGAGAGAGAGCCACCCUGCAGCCUCCUCUGCUGUGGGCAGUCCCAGUGAGAGCACGUCCAGCUCGGCACUCCUGCCCGUACCCCAGCGCGGGAUGUCCACGCCAGGCUCCAAAGACAGCAGCAAGAGGAACUCCUCGGAGCUGGACUCCGAGCAUGCUCAGAGGGUCCCAGAGGCGGAGCUCCAGCAGCAGGUGAAGUUGAAGGACAGGCAGAAGUUCUUUGAGGAGGCGUUCCAGCAGGAUGUGGAGCAGUACUUGUCUACUGGAUACCUGCAGAUCACUGAGAGGAGAGAGCCAAUAGGAAGCAUGUCAUCUAUGGAGGUGAAUGUGGACAUGCUGGAGCAGAUGGACCUCAUGGACAUAUCAGACCAUGAGGCACUCGACGUCUUUCUCAACUCUGGAGGGGAGGACAACAGUGUUGCUUCACCUCUGCUCGGCGCGGACGUGGAGUCCUUCACCACCGAGAUCACGCUGCAGGUGCCCACUCAGGCAGAGCUGCGUCACAAGCUGUCAUCGCUCUCGUCCACCUGCACUGACUCCGCCAGCCAGGACACGGAGGCCGGCGAGGACGAUGAUGAGGUAGAGGAGGACGAGGAGGAGGAGGAGGAAGAGGAACCACAGGGAGCUGCAAGUCUGUCCAGUGCUCGGUCAGCGCACAGGGCACCUCGAGGAAGAGGAGGGAACAGGAGCGUUGCCAUGGCAUCCACAUCCACAUCGUUGUCAGCUAGUCAGACAGUGAAGAAUGGACAAGGGAACAGCAUCCAGACCACGUAAGGGAGCCAGUGAAGUGAAGUGACACACACACACACACACAAUAGGCCAAUACUUUAAGACUGCCUGACAUGCACUUGUGGAUCUGGGACAGACAGAUGGACAUCUCUAUGGGAUGGCUCCCAUGUUUACUGAUGUAACUGGUGAUCGUUCCUUUUCAUUUUUGUAAACAUUGUGUCCCAUAUUCUGACAGCACUCCAAACCUCUGCCCCAGUGCCUGGGGAUAAUAAAUGUCUU